This is a messenger RNA of Drosophila kikkawai, 2770 nucleotides long. RefSeq names its product T-domain transcriptional activator brachyenteron (gene byn). Gene Ontology annotation, biological process: regulation of transcription by RNA polymerase II; cell fate specification; positive regulation of DNA-templated transcription. Gene Ontology annotation, cellular component: nucleus. Gene Ontology annotation, molecular function: RNA polymerase II cis-regulatory region sequence-specific DNA binding; DNA-binding transcription factor activity, RNA polymerase II-specific. NCBI's taxonomy places the organism in Eukaryota, Metazoa, Arthropoda, Insecta, Diptera, Drosophilidae. The record is from RefSeq and is a predicted model, not a curated record.
AGGAGCGGAAACCAGUUACUCUAGCCGGCCAUCAGGGACAACAACAACUGACCAAAGACGAGGAAUAGAGGCACCGAAAGCGCGGCUUGUGAUGGUUGAAGAAAUUAGCACCGAUCGUCGAUCAUUAGCUCGGGAACGGUGGCAACGCAAACACACGAUCGGCGGCAGCGCACAACUCGACGGAAAACUCGAAUCGAAUCGAAAAACUCAAAAAGCGAAACGAGACACAAGGGAUAAACUCACGCGCUUCCUCUUCGCACCUUGAAAAUCUCAUCCAUUCGAGAGUGGAAUUGUUCUCAGAUCCGCGACCAAUUAAAGUGAUCCUUUGAGACAGUUGUGAACGUAAAAGUGCGGGCUUUGGGAGUGUUUUAAGCUUAACUGAAAUCUGAAAACUAAUUGAAGCUGAGACCACGAGGAGCUCUUCCACUGGAUUAUAUCGAGAACGCCGAAUUGCGGCGGGGAAAAGGUUUCCAAAUAUCUGACAUGACCACAUCGCACAUCUUGUCCGCCGUGGAUCCAACAACCGGACUCAGUGGCAAUGUGUCGGGCGGCGGAGGAGGAGGUGGAGCUGGAGCUGGCGCUGCCAACGGAGGCAGUGGCUCGCCGCAGCAUGUGACCCACAAUGGACACGGACACGGACAUGGCCACGGAUUGGGUGGCGUGGUGGCGGUGGCUGCGGGCGGCAGUGUCAGCGCCUCCGGCAAUGGCGGCCAUCGGGUUGUGGGUGGUGCCAGCAGCCCCAGCGAACUGGAUCGUAACCUGCGCGUCUCCCUAGACGACCGGGAGCUGUGGCUGCGCUUCCAGAAUCUCACCAAUGAGAUGAUCGUCACCAAGAAUGGCAGGCGCAUGUUUCCCGUGGUGAAGAUCAGUGCCUCAGGUCUGGAUCCCGCUGCCAUGUAUACGGUGCUGCUGGAGUUUGUCCAGGUGGACACACACCGAUGGAAGUACGUCAACGGGGAGUGGGUCCCUGGUGGCAAAGCUGAGGUUCCUCCCUCAAAUCCCAUCUAUGUACAUCCCGAAUCUCCAAAUUUCGGAGCCCAUUGGAUGAAGGAACCCAUUUCCUUUGCCAAAGUUAAGCUCACCAACAAGACCAAUGGCAAUGGACAGAUAAUGCUCAACUCUCUGCACAAAUAUGAACCGAGGGUGCAUCUGGUGCGCGUGGGUUCCGAGCAGCGGCAUGUGGUGACCUAUCCCUUUCCAGAAACACAGUUCAUUGCGGUGACAGCCUACCAAAACGAGGAGGUCACCUCGCUCAAGAUCAAAUACAAUCCUUUUGCAAAGGCCUUCCUCGAUGCCAAGGAGCGACCGGACACGCUUUAUCCACAUGACACCCACUAUGGCUGGCUUAUACCUCCGCCCACGCACUACACCACCGCUGCUGCUGCUGCAGUGGCCGCUCCUCCACCGCUACCCAUUGCGCAGAGUCAUGGCCUGGUGGGUUCCUGUCCCAGCGUAUCCUCCGCCGCGUCAGUGGGUUCAUCUUCGAGUGCCACUUGUGAUCGUUAUGGACGUUCGCUUUCUGGACGUAGUGCGGCUCCUACACGCAGCACUCCUUACAGCCGGCCAAGAGUGGUCUCCGGGUCGGGUUCCAAUGGAAGUGUGGGCAAUGCCUCCUCCACAUCACCGCAACCGCCUUCGGCACCGCAGACACCGACCAGCCUGCACUCCUCGUCGACGGGUUCGGUGAGCACCAGUGUGAGCAGCAGCAGCGGCAGCACGGGCGGCAUUGGAUCCACAGCCAGCGCCGGCUGCUUCAGCAGUUCCUACUCGCAGUCCGGCUUUAUGCCGGUGGAGGCCAGUCCUACGGCCUCGGUGUUCUCGUAUCCCAGCAGCUGGCAGAGCAAUGGAAACUACUGGAAUGCCACCAGUGUGCCAGGACCAAUGCCCAUGAAUGUGUGCAGUGGCCGCAAUAUCUCCUCCCACAACUCUCCGUCUCCCACGAAUGGUUCACCCAGCUAUACAACCUCCUCGCCCAGCUAUACCAUCCACCACCUGACGCCGCACAGUCACCAGUACAACAUGGCCCAGACGGACAUCUAUGGCACAGGAGUGGGUGUUGGAGCCGGUGUAGGAGCGUCGGGAUCUCCUCAGGCUGCGUAUGGAGCUGCAGCGCACCAGGUGUAUCAUCCCACGCCAACCUCACCCACCCAUCAGCUGUACACGAAUGCUGUGCUUAAUGCUCCCUCGGCCUUGAGUUAUCCCGCCAGUGGAUGGCACAACGGUUCUGGGGCAGAGUACGGUCUGUACCAGAAUGCAGCGGCCGCUUACUACCAGCCGGAGUACAUUCCCCUGGAGAUCGGUUACGCCGCCCACCCCCUGGAGCCUGUAGACGUUUCGAAGACACUGGACGAUCCGCAGGCCGCCAUGUACAAGCCGAGCGAUGAACAGAGCUCGAUUGUCACUUUGGAGUGUGCCAGUUCCGGCCUGAAGAUAGCCCAUAAUGACAUCAAGAUCGAGACACCAACGCUGGACCACUCGGUGGAGCGGGGAGCUGUGUCUGGAGCUGUACUGCCCACCGCUGUGGUAACCGGAGCAGCCACCGUAAGUGCCGACACCUGGACGCCCCUCACACCGCCCCAGAGCACGCUGCAGUGAUUGGAUGGGAAGGAUCAGGCCUUCUUCCCCAGCCCUUAGACGCAUGACCCCCAUGGAUGUUCGAUCGUUUUAGACUUAAACCCUGUAUGUUAGUAACGCUAUUAGUAAUGCACUCCCAAACGCAAUAUCGCACUUGUCGUAGAAUUAUCUAUAUGCUGUACAACAAUCUCCUAUA